This is a messenger RNA of Oncorhynchus nerka (sockeye salmon), 5628 nucleotides long. Its product is annotated as kelch domain-containing protein 8B. Gene Ontology annotation, molecular function: protein binding. Gene Ontology annotation, cellular component: cellularization cleavage furrow; midbody; intercellular bridge. Gene Ontology annotation, biological process: nuclear chromosome segregation; mitotic nuclear division; mitotic cytokinetic process. The transcript has 4 exons. The coding region runs from base 1929 to 2783 and encodes 284 amino acids. The record is from RefSeq and is a predicted model, not a curated record. Lineage: Eukaryota; Metazoa; Chordata; Actinopteri; Salmoniformes; Salmonidae.
GAGCUUAAGUAAGCUCCUCCAGGACCUUUUCUGCCACAACACAACUCCCCGCUUCUCCUCCAAUCACCCCUGGACACCUACCACUGAGGAAGAGCUUCAGGAGACUACCGGGAGAGUCAGAUUCCUGCCCCUGGAAUACCAACAUAUGUGCAUCCUUUUACACGUUUCAUCCUUAAUUUCAAAUCCACCUACUCUGAUUACAAGGGGGGGGGGGACGUUUGCUAGCAUCUCUGGCCUCUUGGAAUCGAUCAUGUGGGAACUGUUCUAGUUUUGAGCCUGCGUUCCUUCAGCUGUCUCGGCCCUUCUGGUGUGUUUCUAUUGAACACUUUCAGGAACUAACACAUACAUCUAGUACUCUGCUGCAGGGAUACAUUGGUACAUUGUAACCUAACAACAAGCCCUAUCAAAAGAGGUAAAGAGGAGCGGCCCAUCUUGGAGUGUGCCCACUGGGCACAGAUGCAAUUCAAUGUCUUUUCCACGUUGGUUCAACCUAAUUUCAUUGGAAUGACGUGGAAGCAACAUUAAUUCAACGAGUGUGUGCCCAGUGGGUGGUGUGUUAGAGCUAGUGGAAGAUACACCUGUGGACUUAUAAGAGGCUCUGCAGAAGAAGACCUGAUCCUUCCUGAACUAUAAAAACACAGGGUCUCUCUGAAGAGAUAUCUGUCCAUCUUUUCUCUCUGGGUGGAGAAACCCCUUCCUGCACUCCGCCAGCGUCACACCUCCGGGCCUCUUAACGAUUGCUCUACAUCUCCCCAUAUCUGUCUAUCUUUCUUUUUCACCUGUCUACUUCACUUUGCCCUCUCUCAAUUUCUCUCCUCCUCCCCAUUCAUUCUCUUUUUCUCCUUUUCCACAACACCCAUUUCUGUCACAUGCUCUCUCUGUUUUCAUAAUUAACGAUGCUUCUGUACCAAUUAGACAUUCAGUCGGUGCGACCCGAACCCUGAGAGCCCCAGUGGAAGCAGGGACCUUUGGUGUACUGCUGGUGUGUGGAUCGUGCUGUCCUAGACCUCCAUGCCCCAGUACCCCCUGUCAUUGGCCUUGGCUGUGAAUGUCACGGCGCCGGCUGCCCACGGCUGAAUCGUCCACAGGGUCACAGGGCUGGCUCUUUUAUUUUCCACAAGGGAACAAAAGUUACUCCUCAGCCCCAGUUGGGCCCUGACAGCUGCCUUCUGGAAUUUAGUGUUUUGGUCUAAUUAGAAACUUUGUCUGACCUCAAGAGCUUAUUCCUAUUAUACUUGGAGGGAGUUUUCAUUUGAAGCCUUUGUUCGGUUUUGGUUUUUACCCUCUUCACCAGAUUCAAAUAACAGCUGAAGCCCAGGAUAAUUGCCUUUGGCUGAGAAUGUGAAUGCAGGUUCCUUCCAAGUCAUUGCAGUGGAUUAUCAUGAAUUAUCAUUACCGUGAAGGUCACACCCUGUAGGUUUUUCUCCUUCGUUGUUUGAUCCAGCUCCAUCUUCCACUUGACGCUAACACUUCACAGGGAUUGUGCAUAAAGCCGGGCACACCUUUUGCGUGUGUUCGCUAUAGGAAGCCUUAAAAAAAAACUUGUUUUAGUGUAUUCCUCUCUAGAGAGCAGCGCACAGCUCCACAACAAUCAACUGCGGUGAUUUUUUAACCAAAAUAAAGGCCCUUGAAUGGAGUAAAAUGAGAAAUAAAGGGCAGAUGGCAACCUUGCUUUAAAACAUCAACGAAUUCAUUAAUACAACAUUGGGUGGUAGAGGAAUUUGGCAAAGUGCUGAAGUAGCCCCCCCCCCUCUCUCUCUUUCUCUGUCACGUUCCCUCUCUCACUAGAGACAGGGGAUCAGGUAGCAGAGCAGAAAGACCGGAGGUUGAUCCACAGUGCCCCUGCUUCUCUGUUUGUUGUGUUUUUGUUUGUCCCCCCACCCGUCCGUGCAUGUAAUGACCCAUCACCUUCGUCAGCCUCAGGAGAGAUGCCUAUACUCGAGAUGGCAGUGAGCCUAGUCAAGUCCCUGUACUGGGAGGUGUUCCCCCCCAUGUCCACGUGUAGGGUCUACUGCACCCCUGUGUUCCAUGACGGCCUGCUCUAUGUGCUCGGGGGCUGCAGUGAGACAGGCCUGCCUCUAGACACUGCCGAGGUGCUGGACAUAGAGAGCCAGACAUGGACCCAGUUACCUCCACUCCCUACAGCCCGUGCGGGGGCAUCAGCGGUGGCCCUGGGGGGUCAGGUGAUGGUAAUGGGGGGCAUGGAUGGCCAGCAGAGCCCCCUGUCCUCCGUGGAGGUCUACAACCCUGACGAGGGCAAGUGGGAGAGGAAGGCCAGCCUAGGACAACCCUCCAUGGGCAUCACCUCAUUAGAGAAAGAUGGGAAGGUAUAUGCGCUUGGAGGGAUGGCAGCUGACACGACGCCCCAGGCUCUGGUGAGGGUUUAUGAGCCGGAGAAGGACCAAUGGCAGCCCCUGACCUCUAUGCCCACGCCCCGCUAUGGAGCCGCCUCCUUCCUGAGAGGCAACAAGAUCUACGUGCUGGGUAUCUGGAUCAAACCAAGCCGAACCUCCAGGAUGAGGGUUAAGAGAGCAGACUUUGUGGCCGGAUGUCUCGGUGGAAGGGUCAUCGUUGCUGGUGGACUAGGUAACCAGCCGUCGCCCCUAUCGUCGGUUGAGAGCUACAAUCCUGUGAAGCGGAGUUGGGAGUACGCUGCCCCCAUGCCCAGUCCCCGAUGCUCCUGUUCACCCCUGCAGACCCCCAACAUGCUGUUUCUCAUCGGGGGCGUGGCCCAGGGACCCAGCAACGCCGUGGAGGCUCUUUGUCUCAGAGAGACUGUGUGACACGCACAAAGAGACAGACGAAGGACUCAAUGCAAGCAAAUUCAAUGUGUGCAGGUGAUGGACACUCAUACAGACUUUGUUUUUGCCUUUGAACCUUGCAGUUGGUGGGCAGGAUCAAGGACAGUAACCCUGACACCUGUUUCUUUCAAUGGAGAAACAAAUACUUUUCUACAUCUUAGAGGCAUAAGAGGAGUCAAAUAAAUAAGCAAAAAACAACACCACAGACGCAUACACACACUACACAAAAGACGCCUUUGAACAGUACAGCAUUUUUCUGGAAAAAAGCAGGGUACUUUUCUGGAAACUAAAGGAACUACGGGCCAUAUCCGUUUCACUACAACAGUCAGGCUGCAUUGGCUUGUUAAAACACUUUUCUAUCACCUUAAAGUAGAGAGUUUAGGAUAUAACAUUGGGGUAUUUGUCUGUGUUUUGGUACCUUCACAGCCAGGUGUGUGUGAAUAUAGCACAGCUAUACACAUGAUGUUCAAAUCCCACACACCAUGAAUACCACCUCUAGAAUGGCCAGGUCAAUCCCUGCACUGUAGCAUCCAGAGACAAGAGUGCUUUGGCACUAAGCAACAUUUCCCUUUUUAAGAGAAAAAUAUACGUAUAUAUUUUACCUCGAGCUUUGCAAUGAACGACAGAUGAAAGGCAAAGGAACUGAAGGCAGGACAAAGUGCAUGCUCAGAAAGUGUGUUUAUUUCAGAUAAUCCUUCGGUGGCGGCUUAAAGAGAGAGCGAAAGAGAGGGAAAUUGGGAAGUGUGUUUUUAAAUAGAAAAUCGUAAAUGGAAACUUCACCGCUAGACAAUAUUUGGGAACUGGAAAAACUCCCCUGCAUAAUUAUGAGUGAUGAGCGGUGUUUCAGACAUAAUUAUGAGUGAUGAGGUGUUUCAGACAUAAUUAUGAUUGAUGAGGUGUUUCAGACAUAAUUAUGAGUGAGUUGUUUCAGACAUAAUUAUGAGUGAUGAGUUGUUUCAGACAUAAUUAUGAGUGAUGAGUUGUUUCAGACAUAAUUAUGAGUGAUGAGGUGUUUCAGACAUAAUUAUGAGUGAUGAGGUGUUUCAGACACAAUUAUGAGUGAUGAGAGGUGUUUCAGACAAUUAUGAGUGAUGAGAGGUGUUUCAGACAAUUAUGAGUGAUGAGAGGUGUUUCAGACAUAAUUAUGAGUGAUGAGGUGUUUCAGACAUAAUUAUGAGUGAUGAGAGGUGUUUCAGACAUAAUUAUGAGUGAUGAGCUGUUUCAGACAUAAUUAUGCACCAUAGCAGUAUUUUGUUUUAUUUUUACGCCGGGAGAGUUCAACCAAUGACAUUAUUGUUUGAUUGAGCCUACUGUCUGAUCUAAAAAUGAACGGAGUCAUGUUUUGUAGCAAUUAUUGUGGCCUUUGUGUUUUGCUAAUUACACAUACAUGCUAGCAGCGAGUAGAUAUGGUUGGCCUUGUUCAAUAGAGCCAUUGGACUGGUCUCAACAAUGUUCCUAUCUGCCACGACAUUGCAGGAUACCUAGGAUGACUAAUUUUCCCUGGCUUUGUAAAGACUACAGCCUGACAGGAGCCCUACUUUGCUUUUCAAAAUGGCACCGGUACUAGUUUCUACACGUUAAUGGGAGCUAUGUUACCAUGCACUGUCUAUCCAAGAUGGCUAAAUAAUUACAAUGGCUGCUUCUGAAAAUUCCACUUUCCAAGAAGAGCUUGACGACACAAGUUUUUUGACGUUCUUUUACAUACUAACACAGGGACAUACUGCCCUAUUCAUUUGAGCCGGAAUACACUGAAGUCGAGUUGAGACAGCGAGAACAAGAAUUGCGAGACCAGCAAGCAACGAUGGGGAGCCACGGUCAGACUCCGACUGGUGGCACCUAUGCGGGUGCUGUCCAGCCAUGCCAGCAGAAGAGGAACGUCUGUGCUGCAACAAAUUCUCUUGCUGGAGGAGGUCACUGCAGAGUCCAUGGAUCAUGUGUAUGUGACAGACCAUUGAAGGUUCGACUCACAUGGAUUUUGGUGUGUCUGAGACGUUCUUCAGAAACUUCAAGAUCAACUGGCAGAGGCAGCCUAGACCAGCUGGACCAGGAGGGCAAAUGACAAACAAGUAAGUUAUUUUGCUGUUGGUAGCUAGCUAAGUUCUCUUUUCACAUGAGGCAGUAUUUUUCAGUACAGUAUAAUUUUGUGAUCGUUGUCCCGCACAGUAUAGUUUUGUGAUCGAUUCGGCCAUAACAGGGCUUGCUAAUACCACAAGCCAAGUUAAGCUAACUCGCUCUGUUUGCUAUACCCAAAAUGUACUGUAGCCUAAUGUAGCUAGCUACAUAGCUAACGUUCGCUAGUUAGCCUAGCUAGCCUCAGUAGCUAGCUAGCUAAUGUGCGCCUGUGAGAUGGGAAAUAUUCUGCAUCGUGCUGCUUCAGUAGGAAUACAGACAGUACACAACAAUUGCCCAUGAAAGUCUAAUAGCGUUUUUGUCAUUCUCUUACAGACAAUACCUCUUGGUGGCCUACAGAUUAUUCUGGGAGUUUGUUCUACAUGGGAGAAGCUAGGCAGAGGGCACUGAAUCCCCUUGCCUGCAUGUGUUGUUGGAGCCAUAUUAGCAAUUUAUCCCUCACACAGCGGACAGUAUGUUAGAUACACUCUCCUCUUGAGUCAGCAACUUAUUUGUAAGGUCCAUAACAACAAUCUCCCCUUGUAUCAAAGUGAACACCUCACUGCACCUCCCAAACAGGCCAUAUGCAAGUAUUCCCAUUGUAGAACUGUAGUAUUUAUUAUAGGUGUUAGUAGUAUAUUUUUCGUCUACUGUAUAAAUGUCAUACAGUACAUUGCCAUAACUGUUCCUGCAUACUGCUGUGUAAACUCACCUUGGU